This is a messenger RNA of Kluyveromyces marxianus DMKU3-1042, 1737 nucleotides long. It is a transcript of the gene MDM30, whose product is annotated as F-box-like family protein. Gene Ontology annotation, molecular function: protein binding. NCBI's taxonomy places the organism in Eukaryota, Fungi, Ascomycota, Saccharomycetes, Saccharomycetales, Saccharomycetaceae. The record is from RefSeq and is a predicted model, not a curated record. Bases 1 to 1737 code for a protein of 578 amino acids. The transcript has a single exon.
AUGCCGCAGUUGCUUGAUCUUCCAGAGGAACUUCUCUUCAGGAUUGCGGUGCUUUUACCGGCACAAGACUUGAUAAGUUUUGCAUCGACGUCUUCGCAACUCCGAGCAAGCUUGAGAGCGAAUAGGGAAUUAUGGCUAACGAAAUGUACAGAGGAAUGGUUUACUACAGAAAAUGCUUAUGAAAGCUGUAUUUAUGAUUUGAUUAAACCAAAGGAUGAAAGCAAGAUCACAGACUAUAUGAGCUAUUUUACAAAAAGGAAACAAAUCGAACGUAGAGCAUCACAAGACAUAGCACAUAUGGCCGAGAUUGGGUUUUCAAGGCACUAUUGGGAGUUAUUCUUCGAACAUUCAAUGGAAUAUGAAAUUGUACCCUAUUUGGCUGCUAUUGAUUCCAAAUUUCCCAUAACGAGACUUGAUGCCAAAGACAAGAUAUGUGGUUCGUUGCUUACAACUAUGCGUCAUAAUCUCGUGUUCAAAGCGAUGGAAAAAUACUCGGAAUCCUACAAUCACAUGGAAAGUUUUGAAACGAAACUUUUACUACCGCUUUCUGCGAUGGAUACCUCUUUCUUUAAUGCAAUAAGUUAUAGGACAUCAUUUUACAACAAAUGCCAUGCGACCAUGAAAAAAAGAAUCAAAAAUUUGGAAAAGGUAAAGUCAGUAUCACCAACAAUUAUAAUUAAACAUUCUAUUUCAGUUUUAGAAUCUGUUUUGAGACAGAAUUUCAGAGCGAAAGAGUCACAUCACCAUGGUAUAGAAGAGUUUUUACUUCCAAGAGUUUACUGUGGCGAAGCCAAUCCCAAUGAAUUACUAUUUAUAUGCAUUCUACAGGAGUUUUCCAGGCAGUUAGGAAUUAAAGUAAAAGUUGCCAAUGGAGCUCUUGUGAUCUCAGAUAGCUUAUCGCCACAGGGGGUGAUAUAUCUCAUCCUGCAGAAGAAAUCGAAUUUUCAGUACGAAUAUCAAUUUCUUACGCAAACAACCUUUAAGCAACUGUUGAACAACAUGAAUGCUGUCCAAGGAGCAGCAAUGGCCAUCGAUUUCGAAACUGCGACAAAAGAAAUGACUGGAAGAGAUGUAUAUACCGAAUUUUUCAUUGGUAUCUCUCAAUUUGAGGAGGCAUCUAUUAUAAAGAAUAAUGAAUUAUGUCAAGAUCUCAAAUUGUUGGAAAAAGCAUAUCCUGUGACAAAGUGUGGUAUAGAAGUUGAGGAAAUUUCAUAUUUUGGUACCUUUAGAAAACUAUUACAGUUUCAUGGCACAAGAAACUUCCAACCUCAUAAUUUCGAGGUCAUUCAACUGAAAUUCAAAAGAUCCAUCCUUCGUUGGUACCCAAUGGACUUGUCCAUUAAGUUCAAAAUAAUUGAAACUGAAACUGCAAAAAGUACCUUCCUAUCAACUCAACUUCGCGAAUACCUCACAGAACCGCAUGCCAUUCCACUCAUAUACAGCGACAUUAUUGGAAGGUUUAUCGAUAGAAAUGAGGAAGGGUACCCGGGGCUUAUACUAAAUUAUGAUAGAAGAAAUGAUAGAGAUGCCUUCGAAGUACUAGGUAAAAAUGGGAAAAAGUAUACCCUAUUCGCUAAUGUAUCAACACUAACGUUCAUUGAAUACUCCGUAGACGAUCCCCUAUACCAUGAGUUUUUGACUCUAAACAAACGGCAAAGACUUGACUACUUAUUCACGCAAAAAGUAAGUCCAGAGAACAAAGUAAUACUAAUUCCAUCAAGAAAUGCAUACUUAUGA